This is a messenger RNA of Eucalyptus grandis, 1206 nucleotides long. Its product is annotated as tropinone reductase-like 1. Bases 123 to 968 code for a protein of 281 amino acids. The transcript is spliced from 2 exons. Gene Ontology annotation, molecular function: oxidoreductase activity. Lineage: Eukaryota; Viridiplantae; Streptophyta; Magnoliopsida; Myrtales; Myrtaceae. The record is from RefSeq and is a predicted model, not a curated record.
CUUGCCAAACAAACACCAUUAUAUAUCCCUCCAUUAUCCAAUCUACAACCUACAUCUCCAUUUUCAGGCUUCUAAUCUUCCUGUCGCUGCACAUAUUUUGGAAGAGAUCAAGCUUUUUGGCUAUGGCGGAAAAUUCGUGCAAGAGGUUAGAUAGCAAGGUUGCGAUCAUCACCGGUGGUGCGAGCGGGAUCGGGGCGAGCGCGGCGAGCCUCUUCCACCAGCACGGGGCAUGGGUUGUGAUUGCCGAUAUCCAGGACGAGCCAGGCCAGGCCCUGGCCGCGAAGCUGGGCCAUCGGGCUUCCUAUGCCCACUGCGAUGUUUCCGUCGAGGCCGAUGUGCGCGACCUCGUGGACACCACUGUGGCCAAGCACGGCCAGCUUGACAUCAUGUAUAACAACGCCGGGGUAAUCGACCGACCCUUCGGGGGCAUCCUCGACACGUCGCUCGCCGACCUUGACCGCGUCCUCCGCGUCAACCUCUACGGGGCCUUCCAUGGGGCGAAGCACGCGGCGCGGGUCAUGGUGCCGCAGCGCCGGGGCUGCAUCCUGUUCACGGGGAGCAACUGCACGGCGAUCGCGGGGGUGGCGACGCACACGUACGCCGCAUCGAAGCAUGCAGUGGUGGGGCUGGCCCGGGGGCUGGCGGCGGAGCUCGGGGAGCACGGGAUAAGGGUGAACUGCGUGUCCCCCUAUGCAGUCUCGAGGACCGGGAUGUCGGGGCUGGGGAAGAUGAGCGAGGCCGAGCUGGAGAGGCUGGACGACGGGAUGAGGGCGAUCGGCAACCUGAAGGGGCGGGUGCUGGCGCCGGAGAGCGUGGCGAGGGCGGCGCUGUACCUGGCCAGCGACGAGGCGGACUACGUGAGUGGACUCAACAUGGUGGUGGAUGGCGGCUACAGCGUGGUCAACCCGUCCAUGAUGAUGGCACUUGCCGCAAGCCGUUCGAAUGGGAAGCGCGUUUCGAACGAGUGAAAGCUCGUUACGAACGUGUGAAUCGCGAAAGGUCCGGCCGCCGGGGAAAGAGAUCGUGGCCGUCGGUCGUGCGCUGAAUAAGGAGGGACCGUGCGGUGGUGCGCCCUUGGAUUUGUGUUGUUGUUCUUGUGGCGUUUUAGCUUCUCCUUUUGUCCUCUUGGAAGCAAUUUGAUUAGAGCCGUGCUAAGUAUUUUAAUUAAUAAAUGGAAGCAUACCAGACUUUUUCUUAUUAACCUAA